Molecule: messenger RNA, 735 nt
Organism: Sordaria macrospora k-hell
Lineage: Eukaryota; Fungi; Ascomycota; Sordariomycetes; Sordariales; Sordariaceae
Source: RefSeq, a predicted model, not a curated record
AUGGCAAAGAAGUCCACCAAACGGAGUGCCGUGGUCGCGAUAGCGCAGACCCAGAAGCUCGAGCAAAAUGCUGUCGACGACGCGAAGAUCGCCGGCGCGGAGAGCAAUGCCGCGGUCGUUGUAGACUCGACCCUCCCCCUACCCAAGCCUGUUUCCCAAUCCAUUGCCAUGCCGGCCGAAAACGACACUCCGAGUGUGCCGGCUACUGAAGGAGAGACUACCGUCAAGGUGAAGAAGAUCAUCCUCCACCUUCCGUCGACACGCGUCCGCGGCUUCAUGGCGAUCGUCCCAGUCGACAUCAUCAUGGAUGAGUUGAUUCACGCCAAGCGCGGAAAGUCUCAUACUCCUACCGACGAGGAAAUCUACGACAAAGCGAUCAAAUGGUUCAACAAAGCCUACUACACUGGCACAAAAGUCCUGUCAGUCUGGAACGCGACCAGAGAGAUUCUCGAGCAUCUGGACAGCGUCAUCAUGGGAAAGCUUGGCUAUUCCCACAACAAGCCACACGGAAAAGCGCUCGAACGCCUCGAACUGCAGCAAAAGUUCUUGCGCGCUCUGCAACAACUUCAGACUGAUAUGAUCGCCGACCAGAAGGUCCUUGACAUGGUCUUACCCCGCAACAAACUCCACGCGGCCGACUUGAGAAGUGGAAUGCUACUAGAAGCUGCUCACCUCAAAAAGGAGAGGGAGAAGAAGGAAACCAAGGCCGACCGAACAGUAGUUCAAUUCAGCUGA